Messenger RNA from Pseudopipra pipra, 5187 nucleotides. RefSeq names its product lin-52 DREAM MuvB core complex component (gene LIN52). The record is from RefSeq and is a predicted model, not a curated record. Gene Ontology annotation, biological process: regulation of DNA-templated transcription. Gene Ontology annotation, cellular component: DRM complex. NCBI's taxonomy places the organism in Eukaryota, Metazoa, Chordata, Aves, Passeriformes, Pipridae. The transcript is spliced from 6 exons. The coding region runs from base 90 to 428 and encodes 112 amino acids.
CGGGGCUGUUUCUCCUCCCCAGCGCGGGACCGGCCGGGAGGGCGGUGGCGUCACGUGAGCGGCGGCGGGAGUCACGCGGGGCGGGCGCGAUGGCGGCUCCCGCGGACGGCGCCGACCUGGAGGCCUCGCUGCUGAGCUUCGAGAAGCUGGACCGCGCCUCCCCGGACCUGUGGCCUGAGCAACUGCCCGGGGUUGCCGAGUUCGCCGCCUCCUUCAAAAGCCCCAUUACAAGUUCUCCUCCCAAGUGGAUGGCUGAAUUAGAAAACGAUGAUAUUGAUAUGUUGAAGGAGUUGGGGAGCCUCACUACAGCUAAUCUGAUGGAAAAAGUUCGUGGCCUGCAGAACUUGGCUUAUCAGCUGGGACUAGAUGAAUCAGGAAAGAAGACAUUGGUAAACUGGAGUGCGUUCAAUGGAGGGCCAUCAAGAUAAUCAGGAGCUGGGGCGCUUGUCCAGUGAACAGAAGCCAAGGGAAUGGGGCCCGUUCAGCAUGGAGAAGAGGUGACCCCACAGGGACCUGAUAACUGCCUGCUAGAACCUGCAAGGAGGUUAUUUGGUGGGAGGACAAGAAACAACAGUCAUAAAUUAAAGCAAGGUUUCUGACUUGAUUCAAGAGAAAACUUUUUCAGUGUGGAGCAGUCAAGUAUUGGAAGGAUUGCCAAGAGAGGUUGUGCAGUCUCUGUCCAUGGAUGUUUUUAUGACUUGACUAGGUAAAGCCUUGAGCAACCUGUCUGUUUUGAACAGAAGGUUAACUGGAGACUUGCCAAGGUUCUAUCAAAUCUGAGCCAUUGUCUGUAUCUGUAUAAUUUUCCUCAUAUGACACUGUACUGUAUACCUUUUCAUUUGAUCUGUUCUUGUCUGGUAGAUCAAAUUUUCUUCACUAAUCACUUUUUUCUUAUAUCUUCCACUUAUUUAUACUUCUACUCUGCUAUGCCUUUCUACCUCUAAAUGCAUCUGAUAAUCCCAUUGUCACUGGAUCAUGGAGUCGUCAGAGUUCUCCUGACUUCCAAGGUUUUGGAAGUUUUUUUGCAGUGCCCCUCAACCCUCAGAGCAGUCUCUCCAGUCACCAAAUCUAUGGAGACUCCUCGUGGCCAUCACCACCUUCUGCUUUACUUUCUAAACUGUCUUGUAGAUGGUUUGCCAUCUGCUUUCGCUGCAGUGCCUCUGUUCCUUGUUUCUAGUAAUGGAUGAAGAACACUCCUCUGCUCAUUAGAAGAUAGCAGUGUCACUGUAUUCAGCUUUCACAAGAGAAGUAAUAGCAGACAUGGACUCAGACCAGUGGUGUGCAUGGACUGUGAAUAAACAUGAAGAGAUUUUUGGAAGCAAGAGUACCACAGCUUACUGGACUACUCUCAGUAGACUGUCUGGAGCAAAAAAUAAUGUUGUUUUGUUUGUUUUGGCUUUAUUUCUGGGUUCCAAAAAACUGGAGUUUCUUCUGGUCUCUACUCUCAGGACAUAUCUGCAGACUCCAAUACCUUCAUAUUUCUUGUAUUUUUAAGCUUUUCUUCAAAAGCCAUUGAUACUAGAAGUGUGAGGGUGUUUAUGAAAAAUGUUCCCACAUUUCCUUGUGGGUCUAGGAGGGUGUAUUUUUGGGUGCAUCUUUUACAUCUGCUUUUACAGCUGAGGCUUACCUUGCUUCCUUUAAGCUCAUUAACACCUAAAUUGUAAUAACUAGCAGAACGUACAUUGUUUGUUUUAAUACCCAUUCCGAACAGACUUGAGUGGUAUUACAAUUUUGUUAUCAGGUAGAUCAGAUUAACAUUAGUCAUUAGGUAUAGUUUCUCCGAGUAACAACAAUUUUUCUCUAUUCAUUCAAACUUGACUCUAGUAGCAUUUGGAAAAACUGUAACAUUUCUAUAUCAGUGCAUUUCCUCAGAUGUCUUGUGAACAACUUGGAGUUGGUAAAGAUGGUUCUGAAUUCCCUUAACCCUCUUCUGGUCUCUCAAAUACUCCUCAGCUCAGAGGAUUGCUCAGAAAGAGGAGGUGGGCAGAGUGCAUGAAACAGAUCAGCAGUAUAACUUAAAAUGCUGGAGUUAAAGCAAGCAGUGAAUACACUGGGAAAGAUGAGGAAAGGAAUAAGGGUAGUCAUUAAGUAAAGCACCUUUGAUUCAUGUGAAAGGAAGAAUAAAAUGGUGAAGGCAGUUGAGAAGGUUUGUCUUCUGCAGCCCACGAACUGCAUAAUUGGUGCUUUUCUGUAAUUCGUUUUUUAACUGAGGUUGAGACUUUGACCUUGGAACACUGAGAUUUCAAUAAUUUUCUUAUUUUGGCCAUACAAACUUUUUACUUGGAUUUUUGUAAAUCAUGGAAGUUCUCUGUGUAAUUUAAUGUGUUGUAUCGUACUAAUGGCAAAAGGAAUCUUGGUUUAAAUCAUGUGUAAGUCAAAUAAUAUUUUUCAGUCAAAACCCAUGAAUCUUCUUUUCAUAGAGACAACCCUGAAUCUUCCUUUCAUAGAGACCUUCAAUAUUGAUAAUUCAUUGUUUUGUUAAGGGCUGCUGUCAUCUAAAUGGAAAAAUGUUUCAAUAAGGAAUCUUGGGAUUAGAAAACAUUUUAAAGAUUUAGUCUACUUUUUAAAAUAAAGAUAUACUUCUGGACAAAUAAAUAGACUACCAUAUUACGACCUUCUUUCAUCUAGGUGUCUCUUCACAUGAAGUUUGUUGACAGAUGUUAAAUUUAAAAAUGCAGUUCUUUUUCACAGCUCAGGCCAUUAGCUAACUUACUGACAGGGGCCUGUUUCUGCAUUUUGGAGGUCAAGGCAGCUGUACUGUUCUUGAUCCAGAGCUGCAAACCUCCCCAUAAACAUGCCUUGAUGUCUUCUGAUUGGAUUUGUGUGCCCUGGCUUGCAUAACCAUACAGCUUGUAUCCCAGUGUUAUUAGCCAAAAGGAAUAUAGGGACUUACAUAAUCAUUACACGAUUAUUUUUCAGUAACUGUACUGUAAAUAUGUAAUUCUCUCCACUCCUAAUAACUCUUAAUCCCUUUGUUUCUAUUGGCUCCUGGGCUCAGAUUUGGCCAUGGCCUCCAUGCCCUGGCCACUGAUAAAACUUGAAAAAAAUUGUUACUUUCACAGUUCUCCUGCUUUGUUCCCAGCCACUAAAUACCUGCUCCCCAGCGUAGGCAGGGGCACUGCAUCCUGGUGCACUGUGCUGUGGGAGCAUGGGCAGCACUUGUGCCCGUAUGUCUUCUGGGAAGGGUCCAUUCACCUCCAGAAACUUUCAUACAUGGCUGUGUGCGUAUAUUUAACGCAGACCUCUCUGCUGAGCCUCUUCCUGUGUUUUAUGCCCGAGAGUUCUUGAGCAAGCAGUUUUGAUCUUAUUUUUUUCCACGUUGCUCCAUAAAGAAGAUUCUUCUUUUAGAUACUAUUGUGAGAAAGCCUAAAUUAUCAAGAACUCUUGAUCUGCUGCAGGUGUUGGAAGCCAGGAAGAGAUUAUUUUCCUUUUGGUACAAGCAGGUAGAAAAAGGCCCUUUAGAGUGCUUCUUGUAAAAACAUGCCCCAUUUCUAUCCUGCUGUUUCCCUCCAACAUCUGUGGGAUUUGGUGGUCAGAACUCUCCUAAGCUGUAGCUGUUCCAGUGAUAACUUAUGCUAGUAAAGUAUCUUUCAGGUAUAUUUGAAAAUAUCCUCAACUGUGAUAUAAAAUCACCUUUCUUACUGCUUUUGAUAUCAGAAGUAUUAACUCUAUCUUUUUUUUUUCGGCCUUACAAAAUACUUGAACAUCAUUUUUUGGUGUUUAAUUAGCUUCAUGAGUCAGUGCCUGGUCUUAGGUCUUGACAUUUUUGGCGUGUGAAAUUUUCUUGUGUAUUUGACCUUGGCUUUACUCCAGAAUAAAUAUUUUUAGCUGCUAGUUGUGUGUAGUUUUUUUGUCUUUGGUCUGAGACUAGGGGGCAGACAUAAGGAGCACUGAGAGAAGUGAACUGUAUAAACCACAAUUAGAAUUGCAGUGCACAGGUGUCUGUAGAUCUUACACAAUUGCCAACCUAUUUGUUUCUCAAAUGAGAGGGGCUUUGGGAGUGUGUUUUGGAAAAUAAAGGGAGCAGAAGGCCUUCAGUUUGUAUGCUAGGAUUGUGGGUUUGGUUGUUUUGGGGUUUUUGUGUGGGGUUUUUUUUUUGUUUUUUUGUUUUUUUUUUUUUUCCAAAUCCUGCUUUAAAUUCUUCCAGACUUGAUACAUUUGAUAUCUUUACAGAACCAGCAUAUUGAAUGGUUGGAAGUGAUCUGCUGUAGCUGGGAAUGUAAUUUAUAACUGCCUUCAGAUAGGAAUCAGCAUUUAAGAAUAAAAAUUUCUUGCAUGAUAGCAUGUAUUUGAGCAUCAAAUUAGGUCUUCAGGUUUAAAAAUCUGAAUGCCAGCAUUGAAAGUAAGAUGACUUGUAAUGAUAUUAAAAGAUAAUGACUUUAGCAUCAAGGUUAUGGGUGAGUUCUGCUAUAGGUACUUGAUCUUUUUGGGAAGGGAGACAUCUUAAAUCUCUAUACUAGUCAUACACAGAGUAUUAUUGCAAUGAAAAAAUAGUGAAGUGAAUAAACAGCAGCUCACAGUACAGGACACUUGAUGUAUCUAGAGUCCCAGUGUUCACUGUAUUUUGCAAUUUAAUACACAAUAAUUUUGUAGUUCUGCAUUUCUGUAUGCUCCACUGUGUCAGAUCUGUAUUCUUGGGAUGUGAGGUUCCAUUAAAAAAUAAAUAAUAAUCGCAGCCCCCGCUCCCCCCAUGUACACUCAUUUUCUAUAAUAUGGUAAUGAUAUCACCGUAGCAGUAAUUACGGGUCAUCUUCAUUUCUUUCAUCUCUGCUGGUUCUGAUGGCUUCAUUCCUUUGACGGAGAAGAUUUGGCUCUGGGUGCUGUGAUUAUUUUGUUAAGCAUUAUUCGAAUAGACAGGAGUGAGAGAAAUUAAUCAAUCCAAAUGCAAUUAGCAUCAUGUUUAACCCAGUGAUGGACGUCUCAAGGUGAAACAGCCAGGGGAGUUUCAGAUAUUAUUAUUCAAUCCAGUGGCUCUUAUCUAAAUUAUAAUCAAGAGAGGUUUUUAUUGGCUUUGUGGAGAGAAGAUGUAACUCAUUCCCUGCUUUGGGGGUCAAAGGGAUCAGGUCUUUGGCCCCGUAGGAUGUUGACUGUAAGCAGCUCCUAGAAUUCGGAGCUUCCUAUAAUACGGAGGGUCACUCAGAACAAAAUACCUGCACGUCCUAAUACCCAUGGCCUGGAACAUAAGUU